AUGGAGUCGAAACUGAGCAGCGCCUUGCGCGGAUGUGACAAGUGCAGAACUUAUGCGGAACUGUGCCGGACAUUUGAAGCAAAGGUUUCCCCGAUCGUUGAACAGGCGCUACAGUCACCCCUUGUGAAGGCUCCUCGUGACCACACCACGCCUGAUGAGUGUAGUCCGCGUGUGGCGGAGCUGCGCGAGGCCUUGUGCACUUGCCUCGGUGCUGACAAGGCUACGCCAGCCGAAGAUGAUGUGUGGUUUUUGAUCUAUCGUACGGUCAGCAACUUCGUGGAGCGUCAGCAGCGCAAGCGGUCACGCGAUCAAGAUGGCACGUCGCUAUCUACACUGGUCACAAAUUGCUUUGUACUCUUGUGCACCCGCACUUUGCCGCAGCUCGAUCACAUGAAGCUGCGGUGGGGAUUUUUGAAAAAAGAGCGUGCGGCGUUGGAGUCGAGCGACGCCUACGUGCACUCCAACUCCUCAGAGCGGCGCAAGCUGCAACUCAAUGCCACUAGCGUCCUCUCUGUCUUCUCGGAGAGGGCACACAAGCACUCCUUUACGUUUGUGUGGAUGCUGUGCGUGGAGAAGGCUGGUGAGGCUGCCCUGCACGUUCAUCUGCUGCACCGGCUGGGGUCUGUUGUUCUUCCUCACCUCACGAACCCGCUUGUGCUAGCGGACUACCUCACCGGCUGCUUCAGCAGCGGCGGCAUCAUCUCGAUCCUUUCACUGCAAGGACUCUUUCUACUCAUGCUCGAUCACGGGCUUGAGUACCCGAAUUACUACGAGCAACUCUACAGUCUCUUGACACCCGACGUGUUCGCUUCGCGGCACCGGUAUGAGUUGUUCCGGCUUCUGGAUCUUUCCAUGACGUCGCUUCGUGUACCGUCCUACAUUGCUGCAAGCGUUAUCAAGCGCGUGGCGCAGGUGUCGCUGAUGGCACCCGCGCCCACGCUUUACUUCAGUCUUCCCUUUCUUCGCAAGGUGUUGCAGUCCCAUCCCAACUGCCUUGCUCUCAUUCACCGGAGCAGCCGCGAGGCUGUAAUUCCUGACGACAUGACUGACCAAGACGCGGAUAGCGUCACGGCACAGUCUGCCAAGGCGCAAGCGAUACGCGACACUGCAGCUCUUUUCGACGGCCGUGAUCCCUUCGACGACCGCGCGAAGUUGCUAGAAACACACGCGCUGAGCUCCACGUUGUGGGAGCUGACCGCGUUGGAGCGGCACUUCAUGCCAGUUGUGCCGCUCAUGGUGUCGGCGUUUUCUAGCACGGCAGAGGACAAGACGCCGCUGCGCUACGAAAAGAGCUACGGCCGCCUCUUUACCGCCGAGGUUACACGCGCUAUCGAUAGCCAUAAUCUGCCCACGAUCGCCUACGAGGCGCCGUUGGAGGCGGACCCAACCGAUCUGCUCUCCUUCUGA
Leishmania mexicana MHOM/GT/2001/U1103 is the source of this 1407-nucleotide messenger RNA. RefSeq lists its product as hypothetical. NCBI's taxonomy places the organism in Eukaryota, Euglenozoa, Kinetoplastea, Trypanosomatida, Trypanosomatidae. Gene Ontology annotation, biological process: ribosome biogenesis. The record is from RefSeq and is a predicted model, not a curated record. Gene Ontology annotation, cellular component: Noc4p-Nop14p complex; nucleolus; small-subunit processome. The transcript has a single exon. Bases 1 to 1407 code for a protein of 468 amino acids.